Trypanosoma conorhini is the source of this 1920-nucleotide messenger RNA. Its product is annotated as putative protein kinase. NCBI's taxonomy places the organism in Eukaryota, Euglenozoa, Kinetoplastea, Trypanosomatida, Trypanosomatidae. Bases 1 to 1920 code for a protein of 639 amino acids. Gene Ontology annotation, biological process: peptidyl-serine phosphorylation; chromosome segregation; intracellular signal transduction. Gene Ontology annotation, cellular component: nucleus. Gene Ontology annotation, molecular function: protein serine/threonine kinase activity; ATP binding. The record is from RefSeq and is a predicted model, not a curated record. The transcript has a single exon.
AUGCGCAACAGCGAGCCGCGGCAGCAGCGAAAGCGGUCGCGUGAGGGAGACGUGGGCACGGACGUGGCGGACGCUGAGCUGCCGCCGCCGCCGACGACGCAGUCGCCGCAGGAGAAGAAGGGCGUCGCGUGCCACUCCCCGCUGAAGGGUGGCGCCGCCGCCUCCGUGGAGAAACCCGCCGACGGUGGCGUCGGCGACGGCGACAGCGACUGCGUUUGUGUGCCCGCGCCGAGCACCUCCUGCGGUGGCGGUGCGGCUGGGCCGCCGCACGAGCGGAAGCUGCGGCAGGUGACGCUCGCCUCCUUUGGGCUCGUCGCUGACGUCUCGCUCUUCAAGAAGGAGAUCGCGGACCGCGACGCGCAGAUCGACGAGUUGCGGGAGCGGCUGUCGGCGGCGGAGGCGAAGGCGGCGGCGGCGGAGGGGGCGCUUGCAUCCGCCGAGGCGCAGCUGCGGCAGGUGACGGACCGCGCGGAGCACUACCAGCGCGUGCUGCGGGAGGAGAUGCUGCGCACGGCGCGCCAGGCGAAGAGCGACGCCCGGCGGGCGCUGCACCAGAGGCACUUUGAGCUUGGCCAGAUUGCGAUGUGGCACAGCGGCGGCCGCGAGGUGUGGGUGGAGGGCAACACCCCGAGGGAGCUCAUCAUGCAGCUGGAGGAGCUGUCGUCCCGCCGCGACGAGGUGGAGGAGCUGAAGAAGGCGGCGGAGAAGCGCGUCCGGCAGCUGCUGCGCAGCAGCGACGAGGACUCCAUGACGCCGGAGACGCAGAACGCGCUGGUGGAGUCGCAGGAGGCGCUGCAGCUGUACGUCUCGGAGUUUGCCGCACUGGGCGGCAGCAUACAGGCGCUGCGGCAGCGGCGGCAGGAGCUGGACCACGAGAAGAAGGCCUUCCUGAAGGAGAUACGCCGCGUGAGCGACGAGGAUGCCUCGGAGUUCAUGGCCGUCCCGGCCCUUGGGCAGGGGCAGCGGUACGUGCUGAUGCACCUCCUCGGCAAAGGCGGCUUCUCGGAGGUGUGGAAGGCGUUUGACCUGCAGGAGGCGCGCUACGUGGCGUGCAAGAUUCACCGCAUGCAGCGCGAGUGGUCGGCGCAGACGCGCCUGCACUACCGCCGGCACGCCGACCGCGAGCUGGCCAUCAUGCGCACCCUGCAGCACCCGCACCUCACGCGCCUCUACGACGAGUUUGAGCACGGCGAGGCGAUGUUCGUCUCCGUCAUGGAGUACAGCCGGGGGAACGACCUCGACACGCACCUCAAGCGGCACGGCUGCAUGCGGGAGACGGAGGCGCGGCUGAUCCUGCUGCAGGUCGUCAGCGCCCUGCGCUACCUGGCGGCGCAGGAGCAGCCGAUCAUCCACUACGACCUCAAGCCCGCGAACAUUUUGUUUCACUCGAGCAACGCGAGCAGCCUGGAGAUCAAGAUCACGGACUUCGGCCUCAGCAAGCUGAUUCAGAGCCGCGACGGGCCGUGCGACAACCCGACGAUCGAGCUCACCUCGCAGGGCACGGGGACGUACUGGUACCUGCCGCCGGAGUGCUUCGACACCGCGGCCACGCCCCGCAUCAGCAACAAGGUGGACGUGUGGUCCUGCGGCGUCAUUUUUUACCAGAUGCUCUUCGGCAGACGCCCCUUCGCCGAGGGCGAGUCGCAGCGGCGCAUCUGGCAGGACAAACUCAUCGUCUCCUCCGCCCGCACCCUGCGCUUCCCCGACACGCCGCGGGUCUCGCAGGAGGCAAAGGAUCUUAUGCAGAAGUGCCUCGAGUACCACCCCACCGACCGCUACGACGUGCCGCAGCUCGCCCAGGACCCGUACCUGCAGCGCACCUCGCGGCGUGCGACGCGCAGCGAGCGGUCGCUGCCACCGGCGCCUCAACCGGCCGCGGCGGAGGCGAGGGCCAGCGCCGCCCCCGCAACGGCGCCGUAA